Molecule: messenger RNA, 1923 nt
Organism: Punctularia strigosozonata HHB-11173 SS5
Lineage: Eukaryota; Fungi; Basidiomycota; Agaricomycetes; Corticiales; Punctulariaceae
Product: DEAD-domain-containing protein
Exons: 4
Coding region: 1-1518 (505 amino acids)
Biological process (GO): P-body assembly; cytoplasmic stress granule assembly
Cellular component (GO): P-body; cytoplasmic stress granule
Molecular function (GO): RNA helicase activity; mRNA binding; ATP binding
Source: RefSeq, a predicted model, not a curated record
AUGGCACAAGCAACCACACCCGCAUCCUCCUCCUCCUCCAAUUGGAAAUCCUCCAUCCGUGCCCCGCCCAAAGACCUCCGCCCACAAACGGAGGAUGUGACGGCAACGAAGGGUACCGAAUUUGAAGACAUGUUCCUCCGCCGCGAGCUCCUCAUGGGCAUCUUCGAGGCCGGCUUCGAGCGGCCCUCGCCCAUCCAAGAAGAAGCCAUCCCCGUCGCGCUCACCAAGCGCGACGUCCUCGCCCGCGCCAAGAACGGCACGGGCAAGACCGCCGCCUUCGUCAUCCCCGCCCUCCAGCAAAUCGACAUCUCCCGCCCCAAGAUCCAGGCGCUCCUGCUCGUGCCCACGCGCGAGCUCGCGCUCCAGACGGCGCAGGUGUGCAAGGCCCUCGGCAAGCACAUGGGCGCGCAGGUCAUGGUCACCACCGGCGGCACGACGCUCAAGGACGACAUCAUGCGUCUGCACGAGACCGUGCACGUCCUCGUCGGCACCCCCGGCCGCAUCCUCGACCUUGCCGGCAAGAACGUCGCUGACUUGUCCGAGUGCCCCGUCUUCGUCAUGGACGAGGCCGACAAGCUGCUCUCGCCCGAGUUUGCACCCGUGAUGGAGCAGCUGCUGGCCUUCCUCCCGCGCGACCGCCAGGUGAUGCUGUUCAGUGCGACGUUCCCCAUGAUCGUCAAGGAUUUCAAGGACAAGCACAUGAAGCAGCCUUACGAAAUCAAUCUCAUGGACGAGCUCACCUUACGUGGUGUCACGCAGUACUAUGCCUUCCUCGAAGAACGCCAGAAAGUCCACUGCCUGAACACCCUCUUCUCCAAGCUCCAAAUCAACCAGUCGAUCAUCUUCUGCAACUCGACCAACCGUGUCGAGCUCCUUGCUAAAAAGAUCACCGAACUCGGCUACUCCUGCUUUUACUCGCACGCCAAGAUGCUCCAAUCGCACCGGAACCGGGUCUUCCACGACUUCCGCAACGGCGUCUGCCGCAACCUCGUUUGCUCCGACCUCCUCACCCGCGGUAUCGACAUCCAAGCCGUCAACGUCGUCAUCAACUUUGACUUCCCUAAGAACGCCGAGACGUACCUGCACCGUAUCGGCCGCUCGGGGCGGUUCGGACACCUCGGACUCGCCAUCAACCUCGUCACGUACGAGGAUCGCUUCAACUUGUACAAGAUCGAGCAGGAGCUCGGGACCGAGAUCCAGCCGAUCCCCGCUCAGAUCGACCGCUCGCUCUACGUCGCGCCUAGCGCGCCCGACGAGGAUCCGAUGUCGCCCUCCGUAUCGUCCACGACCAACAGCGCGCAGCAGCAGCAACAACAGCAACAGCAGGCGAAGGCGCGUGCGGCCGCUGCACAAGCGCUGCCCCAACCGCAGGUGGUGUACCAAAGCGGGCCGCCCCAGGGCAGGUUGAACGGCUCACCGGCGCCUGGCUUGAUCCAGCAGCAACAAGUAGUUGGUCAAGGCGUGGCGAGGGGAUACAGCGCCCAGGCCGGGUUCCGGGGCGUACCCGCCGCGCGGUAGGCGAACCGACGAGGCUUGCCCAGCGGCCAGGGAGCGACGAACACGGAUGAUCAACACGCACCCCGCUCGCGUUCUCUGCGUUCAUCGAUUUAUGCGACUUCCCGACCAUCCCCGAUUACUACUGACACAUCCACGGACCACGCUUAACACGCAUUCGAAGAGCCCAACCCCCCUUGACCUCAACCCGCCCACGACGCCGCCGAUCGCUAUUCCGGACGGCCCUCGACCCCCAAUUUAUCUAUCUACACAUCUGCAAUCUGCACCCGGCCCGCUAAGCCACUCUCGAAUACGAUACUCUCCGACCGCUGCAAACGUCCUGGUUAGCCCCCUCUACCGAGUGUUCAACUACAUAUUCGCGCGUAUAACAUCUCGUACUACAUACACCCCUCCUCGUAACGCAACCUC